This is a messenger RNA of Symbiodinium natans, 2541 nucleotides long. The record is from the annotation of a GenBank genome assembly. NCBI's taxonomy places the organism in Eukaryota, Dinophyceae, Suessiales, Symbiodiniaceae.
AUGCGCUCGGACGAGCGGGGCCAGCGCGUGAACGUGGCCAACCUCUCCCGCCUCGUGGAGGUGAUCAGCGACCUCGGCCACCAGGGCUACAAGGUGGUCCUGGUGUCCUCCGGGGCCGUGGGCAUGGGCUGCAGGGAGCUGGGCUUGGCAAAGAAGCCGACGGAUCCCCAGAUGAAGCGCGCCGUGGCGGGCGUGGGCCAGAGCCGGAUCAUGCGGAUGUACUCGGAGCUCUUCGAGACGGUCGGGCUGAAGAUCGCGCAGCUCCUGGUGAGCCAGAGGGACUUCUUGGAGCAGCAGCGCUGGGCAGAGAUCCGGGACACCAUUGCCGCGUGCCUCGAUGCCGGAGUUGUUCCGAUCAUCAACGAGAAUGACACCACCAACACCGACGGCGUCCGCUUUGGGGACAACGACAACUUGGCUGCCCUCACGGCCGUCCAGCUAGAGGCCGAGGGGGUCUUCCUCUUCACGGAUGUCGACUACCUCUACACGGCCAACCCGAACGUGGACCCCUCGGCAGAGCCCAUGCGCGUGGUCAGCGAGGCUUUCGAGCUGAACGUCGACACGCGCGAGCCGGGCUCCUCCCUGGGAACUGGCGGCAUGUCAACAAAGGUGGCCGCCGCUCGGACGGCCCACUGCGCCGGCAUCCCGUGCGGCAUCUUGCAUGGCAAGCACCCGGAGCGCAUCUUCAGCUUCCUCUCCCAUGACGAGACUGCUUCUACGCACAGUGGCCGGAGCCCACUGGAGUCGGACACCCUCAGCGACCAGUUGGUGGAGACCGAGCCGGAAGGCACCCUCUUUGCGGCCGAGGAGGGCGAGCAACUGUCGGAGGCCGAGCGGUGGAUCCUGAGCCUGCCCGUGGUCGGAGAUGUGGACCUCUCCGACCCCAACUCGCAGAACGCCGACCUGCGGGACUUCGUCCUGGAUGCCGUGCAGGGCGGCCUCGGCGGCCUAAAGAGCCUGUCGGGCACCGCGCACCACGGGGGGGUGCGGGUCUUCAACCGCAACGUGGAGAUCGCCCGGGCCCGCGUCAGUUUUGAUGAGGACGGGGCCUGCACCCUGCCCAGCCUCCUUCCGGAGGAGAGUGUGGUGCUGACGCCUGGUCUCUUCGAAGGGAAGAAGGACAAUUCCCUGGGCCUCGAUCCGGCGCGCUACGACCCGAAGGUCCCCAAAGCCUACGACCACGGCCUGCCGAAGAAGCAUGUGCCGUUCACCUGCGGGUCGUCCCGCUUCGACCACCAGGGCAAGAAGGACUAUCGCCCCGGCCCUGGCGACUACAACGCCGCGAAGCAGACGCUGGCGGGCGCCCUGACCGUGUCCGCGGCGAAGACGAUGGGGGUGGCGCCUGCCGAGCAGCGCUUGCUCUUCAAGUCGACGAGUGCGCCCUCCAUCCCUCGAGACCACCAGUGCUUCGGCUACGACGAGGCUGGAGACGGCCGGCUGAUCCGACAGGGUCGCAAGGAUGGCAUACAAGAGCUGUCUGGCAAGCCAGGCGACAGCGCCGGUCCUGGCCACUACGAUGUUGCCCAGGCCAGAUCCAUGGCCAACGCCGCCCGAGGCGGCAGAAUCAUGCCGCCGGCCUACGAAGCCCCGGGCAAGGCUACCGAGACGCCAGGGCCGGGCCACUACGUUGCAAAGGCUUUUGGCAAGGAGAGCGAGAAGCCCAUCUACUCGUCCUUCGCCUCGCAGACAGAGCGCGAUGCGAAGCCCGAGAAGAAGGGAGUCGAAAUGCCUGGGCCGGGGCAGUACUACUCUAGCAGGCCAUUCAAGCGCCCGAAUAUGCGUGAGAUGCAUCCGGAGCUGCAAUACUUCGGCAGCACCUCCGAGCGCUUCCCCGAGGGCGAGGCCGUUAUUCUGGCGAGCCAGACCCCGGGGCCGGGUCAGUACGGCCUCGUGGACUACCGGAAGAAGGCUGCGAAGAGCUUCGCCUGGCUGAACGGGAAGCGCUUCCAGGACCACGCACAGAACGCGAAGAAAGUCACGAGCCCUGGACCCGGAGCCUACGAUCCCACCAGCAGCGAUGGGCGGACCAGCGGGAGAACCGGCACGGUGUCUAUCCUCGGCAGCACCGGCAGCCUUGCCUUCGGUAGCAUGGAGGCCCGGCGAGGUAUCGCAGACACGAAGAAGGGGCAGGACCCGGGGCCGGGUGCCUACUACGAGGGCGUCCCGGGCGAGGACUCCAGGGGCAGCGCAGACCAAGGGAGGGAGCCUAGGAGGCCCCGCAAGGUCUUCCCGCCCAGCUCCUUCUUCCGGUCUACGGUUCCCAAGGACAUCAUGGUUGCGCAGUACCAGAAGGAUGGCCAGGUGGGCCCUCCACCGGGGGCGUACAGUCCUAAGAGCCUCAAAGCCAUCGGGAACGUGCAGCACGUGGUGUCCAAGGGCGAGGGUUUCGGCUCUUCUGCACAGCGCUCCAGCAGCAUGCCCCCGGGCUUCACGUCGCCGGGCCCGGGCUGGUACAAGGUGUCGGACGUCACCGGUGGCAAGGUGAAAGGAACCUUCAAUCGGGUUGCGGUCGACGCCUAUCCGGCCUCCGGCAAGCCCAAG